Messenger RNA from Agelaius phoeniceus (red-winged blackbird), 4198 nucleotides. NCBI's taxonomy places the organism in Eukaryota, Metazoa, Chordata, Aves, Passeriformes, Icteridae. The record is from RefSeq and is a predicted model, not a curated record.
AUGGCCCCGGCCCUGCUGGCGCUGCUGCUGCUGCCGCUCGCCUGCCCCGGCUCCUGGGGCCAGCAGAGGAGGAUCGGGGCCCUGCAGACCCCAAAUCCCAACGGGAGGGAACAGCGGGGAUCCCUCCCUGGCUGGGCUCGGGAGCUCAUCCCGAUCCUGCAGCAUUCCUGGUUUCCCCUGGAGCUCAUCCUGACCCUGCAGCAUUCCCGAUUUCCCCUGGAGCUCAUCCCGAUCCUGCAGCAUUCCCAAUUUAUCCUGGAGCUCAUCCUGACCCUGCAGCAUUCCCGAUUUAUCCUGGAGCUCAUCCCGAUCCUGCAGCAUUCCCAAUUUAUCCUGGAGCUCAUCCUGACCCUGCAGCAUUCCCGAUUUCCCCUGGAGCUCAUCCUGAUCCUGCAGCAUUCCCAAUUUCCCCUGGAGCUCAUCCCGAUCCUGCAGCAUUCCCAAUUUCCCCUGGAGCUCAUCCUGACCCUGCAGCAUUCCCGGUUUCCCCUGGAGCUCAUCCCGACCCUGCAGCAUUCCCGAUUUUCCCUGGAGCUCAUCCCGACCCUGCAGCAUUCCCAAUUUAUCCUGGAGCUCAUCCUGAUCCUGCAGCAUUCCCGGUUUCCCCUGCAGCUCAUCCCGAUCCUGCAGCAUUCCCAAUUUAUCCUGGAGCUCAUCCUGACCCUGCAGCAUUCCCGGUUUCCCCUGGAGCUCAUCCCGAUCCUGCAGCAUUCCCAAUUUCCCCUGGAGCUCAUCCCGAUCCUGCAGCAUUCCCAAUUUAUCCUGGAGCUCAUCCUGAUCCUGCAGAAUUCCCAAUUUCCCCUGGAGCUCAUCCUGACCCUCCAGAAUUCCCAAUUUAUCCUGGAGCUCAUCCUGAUCCUGCAGCAUUCCCGAUUUCCCCUGGAGCUCAUCCUGAUCCUGCAGCAUUCCCGGUUUCCCCUGGAGAGGAUCCUGAUCCUGCAGAAUUCCCAAUUUAUCCUGGAGCUCAUCCUGACCCUGCAGCAUUCCCAAUUUAUCCUGGAGCUCAUCCUGACCCUGCAGCAUUCCCGGUUUCCCCUGGAGCUCAUCCUGACCCUGCAGCAUUCCCAAUUUCCCCUGGAGCUCAUCCUGACCCUGCAGCAUUCCCGGUUUCCCCUGGAGCUCAUCCUGACCCUGCAGCAUUCCCGGUUUCCCCUGGAGAGGAUCCCAACCCUCCAGAAUUCCAAAUUUAUCCUGGAGCAGCUCCUGACCCUCCAGAAUUCCCAAUUUAUCCUGGAGCAGCUCCUGACCCUCCAGCAUUCCCGGUUUCCCCUGGAGCUCCCCCUGCAGCAUUCCCGGUUUUCCCUGGCUGAGCCCCCCUGUCCUUUGUGUCCCCAAGAUCCCAGCCGGCCCUUCCCAAGCGCCGCCGCCCGCAGGGAGCCCGCCCUGAGCCGCGGCAUUCCCGGGAAUGCCCUGGGAGCAGGAGGAGGAGAAGUUGGGCCAGAAAUGCUGCAAGAAAUGAGGGAAACCAACCGGGUGCUGCUGGAAGUUCGGGAUUUGUUGAAGCAGCAGAUCAAGGAGAUCACGUUCCUGAAGAACACGGUCAUGGAGUGCGAUGCCUGCGGGGCAAAUCCCAGCCUGGAGCAGUCAGGCCUGGUGAUCCCAGUCAGGCCUGGUCACCACGGCAUGCGGCCGGAGGUGACCGGCCCUGUGGUCACCGUGACCCAGUUCAGCCGCUGUGUGCCCAACCCCUGCUUCCCGGGCGUGCCCUGCACCGAGAGCGGCGGCGGCUUCCGCUGCGGGCCCUGCCCCGCCGGCUACUCCGGCAACGGCACCCACUGCUCCGACAUCAACGAGUGCAAUGCCAACCCCUGCUUCCCGAAAGUCCAGUGCAUUAACACCAACCCCGGCUUCCGCUGCGACCCCUGCCCGCCCGGCUUCACCGGGCAGCUGCUGGAAGGGGUGGGAAUGGCCUUUGCCAGGGCCAACAAGCAGGUGUGCACCGACAUCAACGAGUGUGAGACUGGAGCUGCCAGGAAUUGUGUCCCAAACUCCAUCUGCAUCAACACUCGGGGAUCCUACAAGUGCGGGGCCUGCAAGCCGGGCUUUGUGGGGGAUCAGAUCAGCGGCUGCCGGAGCCCCACGGCGACCGGGGCUCGGCGCUGCCCCAACGGCGAGAUCAGCCCGUGCCACGAGAAAGCCGAGUGCAUUGUGGAGAGGGACGGCUCGCUGUCCUGCCAGUGCCUCGUGGGCUGGGCAGGGAACGGCUACGUGUGCGGCAAGGACACGGACAUCGACGGCGUCCCCGACGAGAAGCAGCGCUGCUCCGACAAGAACUGCCGCAAGGACAACUGCGUGACCGUGCCCAACUCGGGCCAGGAGGACGCGGACCGGGACGGCAUCGGGGACGCCUGCGACGACGACGCCGACGGGGACGGGAUCCCCAACGCCGAGGACAACUGCGUGUACACCAGGAACACGGACCAGCGCAACGCCGACAAGGACAACUUCGGGGACGCGUGUGACAACUGCCGGCAGGUGAAGAACAACGACCAGAGGGACAUCGAUGGCGACGGCAGGGGCGACGAGUGCGACGAGGACAUGGACGGGGACGGGAUCAAGAACACCGUGGACAACUGCAGGAGAGUUCCCAACCCUGACCAGAGGGACGGGGACGGGGACGGCGUGGGGGACGCCUGUGACAGCUGCCCCACGCUCAGCAACCCUGACCAGAAAGACACUGACCACGAUCUGGUGGGAGACGAAUGUGACACCAACCAAGACAGCGACGGGGACGGGCACCAGGACUCGAGGGACAACUGCCCCAUGGUGCCCAACAGCUCCCAGGUGGACACGGACGGGGACGGGCUGGGGGACGAGUGUGACGAGGAUGAUGAUGAUGAUGGCAUCCCCGACUUCAGACCCCCCGGCCCCGACAACUGCAGGCUGGUGCCCAACCCCGGCCAGGAGGACUCGGAUGGGGACGGCGUGGGGAACCUGUGUGAGGAUGACUUCGACAGGGACAUGGUGAUCGACAGGAUCGACGUCUGCCCCGAGAACGCCGAGGUGACGCUCACGGACUUCAGGGCCUUCCAGACCGUGGUGCUGGACCCCGAGGGGGACGCUCAGAUUGACCCCAACUGGAUCGUCCUCAACCAGGGCAUGGAGAUUGUCCAGACCAUGAACAGCGACCCUGGCCUGGCUGUAGGGUACACAGCCUUUAACGGGGUGGACUUCGAGGGCACCUUCCACGUCAACACGGCCACGGACGACGACUACGCCGGGUUCAUCUUUGGCUACCAGGACAGCUCCAGCUUCUACGUGGUGAUGUGGAAGCAGAUGGAACAGACCUACUGGCAGGCCAACCCCUUCCGGGCAGUGGCAGAGCCUGGCAUUCAGCUGAAGGCAGUGAAAUCCAAAACGGGCCCUGGGGAGUACCUGCGGAAUUCCCUGUGGCACACGGGAGACACCACGGACCAGGUGAAGCUGCUCUGGAAGGACCCCAGGAACUCGGGCUGGAAGGACAAGACCUCCUACCGCUGGUUCCUGCAGCACCGGCCCCAGGUCGGCUACAUCAGGGCUCGGUUCUAUGAGGGCCCCGAGGUCGUGGCAGACACUGGGGUUGUCCUGGACACCACCAUGAGAGGGGGACGCCUCGGGGUCUUCUGCUUCUCCCAGGAGAACAUCAUCUGGUCCAACCUCCGCUACCGCUGCAACGACACCAUCCCAGAGGACUACGAGACGUUCCGGUUCCAGCAGGACUGAUCCCCGCAGCGCCUCCCGCCCCAGCCGCGCUCGCCUCCCGCUCUGGAAUCCCGCCCCAAGCGCUGUCAGCGCCUCCCACCCCGCCCUCACCGCCUCCAGCUCCCCUUCCCCACAGCAAAUCCCUGAAAAUGUUACACAGAUCCUCUGGGAAGGGCCGAGGUGGAGACAGGGAGUGUGACCAGGAGCCCGAGCUGCCGCUCGGGCCGCGCUGGGAGCUCCCUGCAGCAGCUGGGAUGGUUGGAGUUCCUUGGGCGUGGAUGAUUCCCAGGAAUCUGCUCCCUGCUCCGAGGCUCCUCCUGAGUGUGAAUGUUGUUUUCCUUUUCAAGACCUGCUGCAAAGCAAACUCGGCAUGAGUCUGAGAGGGACGUGAGGAGCGGCCUCGGUUGCUCAUUUUAAUGAAUGAAAAAGCACUUUAAGGAGAGUAUCUUUGUUCUGGAAUGUUGGAAAAUAAACACUUGGAAUGCUGGAUAAUAAAUUCUAGAUUUCUCCUUGGUCA